AUGGAGAAUGGCAUUCCCCAGGGAUCGCCUCUGAGUGUUACUUUGUUUGCGGUGGCUAUUAACGACAUCGCGGCGAAUAUUGACCGAAAUGUGAAAUGUUGCCUUUAUGUGGACGACCUAGCGAUAUUCUGCUCGGGUGCCACGGUCGGCCGAAUAACAACAACGCUCCAACCAACUGUAAAUCAAAUAAUUGAAAAUGCUGAGAAAGACGGAUUUAGAUUCUCAAGAGAUAAAACGAAGUGCGUGCAUUUUUGCCGACUUAGACGACCGCAUUACGACCCAGUUAUCUUCUUUAAAAAUGUUCCUCUAUCAAUAACUAGAACGGUGAAGUUUUUGGGGCUGGUGAUCGAUGACCAAUUAAGAUGGAACCAACACAUCAACGAGUUAGUCGAUCGGUGCAAGGCGGCAAUCAAUGUGCUUAAGGUGCUCUCGAGUACUAGAUGGGGUGCCGAUACUGAUACUCUACUAAAUAUCCAUCAAUCCUUGAUACUCUCAAAGAUGGAUUAUGGACUGGACCCUGUACACCACCGGGGGAUAAGGUACUCGCUGGGUGCGGUCCAUACCAGCCCCCUGAAUAAAUUGUAUACAGAAUCUGGAUUAUCGGCACUGUCACGCAGACGAGAUAAGUUAAUUAGUGGAUACGCGGCAGGAAUCCGAGCCCAACCGAAUCAUCCUAAUUAUGAUCUUUUGUUUGGGGAAAAGCGAGGUUUCAUUGACAGGCCCUCCAUUACUAGGCCGACGGGAGUGAGAGCGUUGGAACUGCUUGACAAGUUGAAUAUUGACGUCCCUCAUGUGUCCCCGAUUGGACAUGGAGAGGUUCCAUAUUGGACGAUGCCAGAAAUUGAAGUUAAUCUCCAGCUUGCUGAGUACCGGAAGGAGAUUACGUCGCCGACAAUAUUUAGGAAUUCUUUCAAUGCUUUGCUGGACCAAUAUCGCGAAUUAACUGCGAUCUAUACAGAUGGAUCACUUACUCAUUCAGGAGCAGGUAGUGCCAUAUGCGUCGGUGAUUCGUCGUAUGGGUGGACACUUUCUCCCAUGUAUUCAAGUUAUGGAGCAGAGUUGUAUGCGCUGUGGCAAGCUCUCCUCUACUCCUCUUUUCAGAAAGGACGCGGAUUUCUAAUAGCAUGUGAUAACGUCAGUGUCCUUGUCAGUUUAAGAAACCUUUUCUCCCGUGAUCCUCUUAUACAGAGAAUUCAGGCCCUAUAUAAGGAUCUUAGUGAGAUGGAUAAGAGAAUCGUAUUUGCGUGGGUACCCGGCCAUGUAGGUAUAGAGGGUAACGAAUCGGCCGAUGCAGCAGCUAAACAAGCUGCAGGAGGAGAUCGUAUAGAUGUCAGCGAGUUAAGACAUGUAGGUCUAAAAAUGGCUCUAAGAGCGGCAGUAGGUGUCCUGAAAAGAUGGAAACCGCCCCUAGAGUUAACUCGAAGGGAACGAGUAAAAAUACAUCGUGUGCGGAUAGGCCACACUGAUCUCACUCACACAUUCCUAUUACGUGGUGAGCCUCCUCCCCUAUGUCUUUACUGUGGGGAACAGAUCACUGUCGAACACAUUUUACAUGUGUGUCCCCAGUUGGCGAUCAGUAGGGGACGUUUUGAGCUACUUGCGAACCCACUAGAAAUGACCCGAACAGCUGGAAAUAUCAGAAAAUUAAUAGCUUUUUUAAAGGAAAUUGAUGUAUUCGGAAAACUAUAA
Messenger RNA from Photinus pyralis (common eastern firefly), 1689 nucleotides. RefSeq lists its product as uncharacterized. The transcript is spliced from 2 exons. Gene Ontology annotation, molecular function: nucleic acid binding; RNA-DNA hybrid ribonuclease activity. The record is from RefSeq and is a predicted model, not a curated record. Bases 1 to 1689 code for a protein of 562 amino acids. Lineage: Eukaryota; Metazoa; Arthropoda; Insecta; Coleoptera; Lampyridae.